Molecule: messenger RNA, 4196 nt
Organism: Monodelphis domestica (gray short-tailed opossum)
Lineage: Eukaryota; Metazoa; Chordata; Mammalia; Didelphimorphia; Didelphidae
Gene: HASPIN
Product: histone H3 associated protein kinase
Biological process (GO): protein phosphorylation; intracellular signal transduction; mitotic cell cycle
Cellular component (GO): nucleus; cytoplasm
Molecular function (GO): ATP binding; histone H3T3 kinase activity
Source: RefSeq, a predicted model, not a curated record
CAGUCCCGGCCGUUGGGCGCGCGCUGGGCGGACGUUGGGCAGCAGGCGCUAUGGCGGCGACCCUGGCCCCGCGGUCGCAGGUCCGGCUUCUCCGAACGUACGGCGGCCUGGGUGGCGGCGGCGGCGGCGGGAGAAGGCGACGGGGCCUCGGGCGCGGGGCGCGGUCCCGGGUGGCAGCGGCGCCCUGGUUCUCCCCGCCCCGCGAGCGCCGGCGUCUCUUCUCCAGCAGCAGCGGCAGUGGCCUGAGCGCCGGCAGUCCUGGCUGCGAGCCCGCCAGCGGCUGCAGCAGCCCCACCUCCGCGCCGGAGUCGGACCCCGACUUCGAGCCGGGGCCCGCUUGGGGCGACCCGGGGGCGAGCCGGCAGGGGCGACGGCGGCGGCUGCGGCUGCGGGCCAAGGCGCCCCGCGAGGACCUGGAGGAGGAAGAAGAGGAGGCAGCGGAGGCCGCUGCGGCCAAGGAGAACCGGCCGCACCCCUUUGUGACCGAGCGGUCGUGGAAACUCCGCUCGCGGGGCCGGCGGCCUGGCCCCCCGCUGUGCAGCACCCCGGGCCAGGGCCCGGAGGAGAAGGAGCCGGAGCCGGAGCCCCGCCCUGGCCUCCACAGCCCCAGCAGCUGCCUGGUCAGGAGCGUCCUGGCCGACCUCAGCCCCGUUCGUAAUCUCAGCCCCGCUCCAGCUGGCCUGGGCACCAGCGCCUCCCUCUUCAGCCCCGCCCCAGCCCCGGCCAGGAGGCGCCCCCGCAGGAGGGCAGCCCGGCUCCCCCGGGACCAGGAGCGGCCCCGCAGGGCGCCCCCUGACACCAUCGCCCGCAAGGCGUGCAUCAGUGGCUGCAGCUCCGCCCGCUGGGCAGGGGCUGGACCUAGGCGCUUCCGGGCCCGGGCCUCACUGUCCUUCCACAAGAGGAAGGUGGUGGCCGAGCUGCAGCCCCCUGGCACACCGGACAGCAGCUUCGUGCUCUUGGAUGCCCCUGGCACCCCAGGCAGCGCCCCCUGGCACUCCUCUUCCCUGUACCUGCUGACUCCCAACCCCGCCCUGCCAGCAGCUGCCUUGGCCCCCAGCCCUGCCCAGGACUCGGUGCUGUCCGAUGCAGACAAGGUUUACCAGGAGUGCCAGCAGGAGGGCCCGCUGGCCUUCGACCUCUACUUGGCCCCCCACCGGAUCCAAAGCUGCGAAAAGAUCGGGGAGGGCGUGUUUGGGGAGGUGUUCCGGGCUGUGUUGGCCGGCCGCACCACAGCUCUGAAGGUUAUCGCCAUUGAGGGCGCCCAGCUGGUGAACGGAAGCCCCCAGAAAUCCUUCGGGGAGAUCCUGGCCGAGAUCAUCAUCUCCAAAGAGCUGAGCCUCCUGGCCGAGGAGCCCCUCCACCGCACCGAGGGCUUCAUUGCUCUGUAUGCCUCCCGCUGUGUGCGGGGCUCCUACCCAGACCUGCUGCUCCAGGCUUGGGACGCCUUCCACCGCCUGCGGGGCUCCGACAACGAGCGCCCCGACUUCUUUGGCAAUGAGCAGCUCUACGUGGUGCUCGAGUUCGAGUUCGGGGGUGUCGACCUGGAGCACAUGCGCAAGCAGCUGCCCUCUGUAGCGGCGGCCAAGAGCCUGCUGCACCAGGUCACUGCGGCACUGGCCGUCGCCGAGGCCGCCCUCCACUUCGAGCAUCGGGACUUGCACUGGGGCAACGUGCUGGUCAAGAGGACGAGCGCCAAGGAGCUGGGCUACACGCUCAAUGGCCAGGCAGCCACCAUCGCCACCCACGGCAUCCACGUGAACAUCAUAGACUACACGCUGUCCCGGCUGGAGAAGGAUGGCCUGGUGGUCUUCUGUGACAUUUCCCAGGAGCAGGAGCUCUUCCAGGGGGAGGGGGACUACCAGUUUGACAUCUAUAGACUCAUGAAGAAGCGCACCCGCAACCGCUGGGCCCAUUACGAGCCCUACAGCAACGUGCUCUGGCUCCACUACCUGGCCGACAAGCUUCUGAGGGAGACGACCUUUAAGAGGAAAGCCAGCUCUGCAGCCAUGCGGCAGGUCAAGCGGCAGAUCGAGGCCUUCUACCAGUCCGUGCUGGCCUUCGACUCGGCCACAGAGCUGCUGCACAAGCACAGCCUGUUCCGGUGACAGCCGAACUCCUGGGCACCGGCCUGAGCCAGAAAAGCGUCUGGAGAGAACUUCAGCUGGGACACGCACACGCUGAUGGCCGUUUUGGGUCCCUCCUCGGCCUCGGGACGACUAAACUCUUGGAGGAAUCCCUUCUAUAAAUGCUUAUUUCCUACAUUUUCAGUCCUGAUCUUUGAGGCACUUAAAGCACCCAGCAGAUUGGCAUAGGUAGGUGAGAAAGGAGGCUGCCAGGGCCCCCGGGGCAGGUGGAAGGGUGGGGUAGGGUAGGUGAUGCCAGGGACGGGGACAAAGGCAGGAGCAGGUCCCAGGACAGCCCUAGCCCCAAAGCAGAGGAAGCCCGAGACACCUGGGGCAGGGCCACCAGUUUCCAAAGGCGAACAAAAACUGCCCCCAAAUAUUAGAACCUUGGAUUCAGUCCCUCGUGUUUUCCUGGGUGCCACGUGGCCCCUCGUCCGAAUGUCCGGCUCUUUCUCUAGCCCACGUUGAGGCUCCCACCCCCAGCCAGAAUGGCCCUCCUGGAAGUGUCAAGUGGGUACCUGCAUCGCCGUGAUGUUCUUUAGCUUCAGGAUGUCUCGGCCUUGCCUUUUGGCCGGCACACAGAUCCGUAGCUCCAGCUCGGCUCCAAAGGGGUUUUCCCCACGGACCUGCCAAGCAAACAGAGAAGAGAGGCUCGGGCCCGUGCAGUCAGCGGUUGGGCCGACGCGGUCCGUGGACACCUACGUUAAACUGGAGUUCCUGGUGCUCCCAGAGCCUCGGGCGCGUGUCCACAUACAUCACUGGGGGUCUGCAGGGGACACAGAGGUCGCGGUCAGAGAGCCGAGCUCUAAAUGAACUUGGCCUCCUGCGCCAAACCCAUCUUUCUCCAGUCAACAAGUCAGGACUUGGGGCUUCUGGGAUCCCCAGGGGCUAUGAGUUCGAGGAACAGCCAGAAGGAGGAAGGGCGAGCCUCCAGGUCCAGCUAAAACGUUGGCCCUUUGGGAGGCUCACCUCGGUCAUUUCUAAGAGUGGGCCCGUUUCUGCUCUGCCAGCCUGGUCCCCUGACUGCCGUCUCCCUGCCAGUGCCCGCAGCCCCACUUACUUGUCGAGAACCACCGCCAGGGCAUGUUUGACCCGCAGCUCCAGCCUCUCACUCAGCGGGGGCUGACCAUUGGCACUAAGAAAGGGAAGGCCUCAGGCGAAGGGGCAGCUGGCAGGACUUCCCUGUGAGCAGACAGGGGCGCUCCCCCCCCCCCCCAUUUUAGGCAGGGAAGGAAGGGGUGCGACCCCCAGAGGAGGGCCUGCUAAGGAGUCUUCUAAAAGGCCUGGAGAGCUCCUGGCGGGCACCAGCACCCUCUUGAGGCCCGCGGGGGGAAGUGCCGAAUCCAGGACAACCAGGGAGCUGGCGAAAGGAGCGGGCCGGCCUCAGCCCGACGGUGGCCCCGGCCCGCACUUACUUGGUGACCAGAAUGGCAAUUUCUGCGGUGUCGUUGGGGAAUUUUCUUUCGUCUAGUUGCCAAGUUAUUGAAAAGUUGACCUGGUUCCACGGAAAGAAAACACAUGAGCGCCUCCACAACAGCAAGGCCCUGUGGAUGGGCAGCCUGAGCAGGUCUUGGGCGCGGCCUGGGCGGGGCCGGCCUCCAGCAGGGAACUCACCUGGGACCUCUGGAGUAGGAAGCGGCCCAGCCUGCAGGUCAUGGCGAGGCCGCUGGGGGCGGGCGUGGGAUCCAUGCACCGGACCUCUGUGGCUGAGGAAGGCUGUGCACGAGAGCGAGGGGCCGGGAAUGUCCCCGCCAGGCCGGGGGGCGUCCUUGCCUCCUCCCUCCCUCGCACGGGGAGCCGCGCGGCUGGCCCCCGCCUGGGCUCACCUGCUGGAUUCUCUUCAGCCGGAGGUUGGAGGGAUGCGUCAGAAGCAUCCUGGUCCCGUACGACUGCUCCCCGGUGUUGGCGAGCUGCACGCUCAGGGUCACUUCCUUGGUGGCGCCCACCACGGCUUGCCCCCUGCACAGGACGCACACGGAGGUGGCCGCUGUCCGGCCAGCCGGGCCCCGCGUGGGGCCCCGCCUCCCCCUCCGCCCAGCCGCCUCCAAUAAAAUGGAAGUUCUUCCAGGUCAA